AGCCUGCGGGGUGGUGACUGACCAGCCGCGCCGCUUCCCAGUCGCCUGCGCCGCCUCAGCCGCCUCCGCGCCGCAGGCCCGGGGCCCUGCCGCUCCAGGCUCUGUCCGGCCCCGUGUCCCCGCGUCCCCGCGUCCCGGCGCCCGGCGUCCCGGGUCCCGCAAGAUGACGCUGAAGGCGAGCGAGGGCGAGAGCGGGGGCGCCAUGCGCACGGCGCUCUCCGACCUCUACCUGGAGCACUUGCUGCAGAAGCGCAGCCGGCCCGAGACUGUGUCACCCCAGCUGAGUGCCGUGACGGAGGACAUGUACACCAACGGGCCCGCCGCCCCGGGGAGCCCCACCCGGGUCCAGGGCCAGGAGGCUCGGAAGGUGCGGCUCAUCCAGUUCGAGAAGGUCACCGCGGAGCCCAUGGGAAUCACGCUGAAGCUGAAUGAGAAGCAGUCCUGCACGGUGGCCAGAAUCCUCCACGGCGGCAUGAUUCACAGACAAGGCUCCCUUCACGUCGGAGAUGAGAUCCUAGAAAUCAACGGCACGAACGUGACUAAUCACUCAGUAGAUCAGCUGCAGAAGGCAAUGAAAGAAACCAAAGGAAUGAUCUCAUUGAAAGUAAUUCCCAACCAGCAAAAUCGGCUUCCUGCACUGCAGAUGUUCAUGAGAGCGCAGUUUGACUAUGACCCCAGAAAGGACAACCUGAUCCCUUGCAAGGAGGCGGGGCUGAAGUUCGUCACCGGGGACGUCAUCCAGAUCAUCAACAAGGAUGACAGCAACUGGUGGCAGGGACGGGUGGAAGGAUCCUCCCAGGGGUCGGCGGGCCUGAUCCCCUCCCCCGAGCUGCAGGAGUGGCGCGUGGCGAGCGGGGCUCAGUCUGCUCCGAGUGAGGCUCCGAGCUGCAGUCCCUUCGGGAAGAAGAAAAAGUACAAAGACAAGUACCUGGCCAAGCACAGCGCAAUCUUUGAUCAGUUGGAUGUUGUUUCUUACGAGGAAGUUGUUCGGCUCCCUGCGUUCAAGAGGAAGACCCUCGUGCUCAUCGGAGCCAGCGGCGUGGGCCGCAGCCACAUCAAGAGCGCCCUGCUCAGCCAGAGCCCGGACAAGUUCGCGUACCCCGCCCCGUAUACGACACGGCCGGCCAAGAAGAGUGAAGAAGACGGGAAGGAGUACCACUUCGUCUCCACAGCGGAGAUGACGCGGAGCAUCGCUGCCAACGAGUUCUUGGAGUUUGGCAGCUACCAGGGCAACAUGUUUGGCACCAAAUUUGAAACAGUGCACCAGAUCCACGAGCAGGACAAGAUCGCCAUCCUUGACAUCGAGCCCCAGACCCUGAAGAUUGUUCGGACGGCAGAACUUUCACCCUUCAUUGUGUUCAUCGCACCCACUGACCAGGGCACUCAGACGGAAGCCCUGCAGCAGCUGCAGAAGGACUCCGAGGCCAUCCGUGGCCAGUAUGCUCACUACUUUGACCUCUCACUGGUCAAUAACAGCGUCGAUGAAACCCUUAAGAAAUUGCAAGAAGCCUUUGACCGGGCAUGCAGUUCUCCGCAGUGGGUGCCCGUCUCCUGGGUUUACUAAGCUUGCAGAACAGGGGGAACGACUAUGGGCCCCUGUCGAGCCUUAGGAACUCCAUUCCCCUUGCUUUAAGACAAACAGGAUCGCCCCAGCUAGCUCUGUGUCAGCUUCCAGCUCUCUGCAACUAUCCUCAUGACCAGUGGGUAUCCAUCUUGUUCAGGUUUCUGAAGGGCUGGGCUCUGACUUCCCUGAUAGACGGGGCCCCGUGGAUCGGGAUUUCCAAAGGAUCUCUGGAAAUUGGGGUCCGGAAGUACUAUCCAAACACAGCUGCUGAUCAAAGAUGGUACACACGGGGAGGAAAAGCAACGGACCCUGUCCCUCUGAAGCCUGCACUCCUUUACCUUCAGUCACACUGGGCAUUUCAUUUGUCUUUGCUUUGAAGAAAGCUUUAACUGCAACUUUCUAAACUGCCAAAUGAAACAGCUGUGCAAUAGGAUGAGGUCUGCUCUAGCGAAACCCUCAAAAGCAAUAAAAGUGUUGCUGUGUUAAAAUAAAACGCCAAUGACCUU
This is a messenger RNA of Globicephala melas (long-finned pilot whale), 2070 nucleotides long. It is a transcript of the gene MPP1, whose product is annotated as MAGUK p55 scaffold protein 1. The record is from RefSeq and is a predicted model, not a curated record. Gene Ontology annotation, cellular component: cell-cell junction; plasma membrane. Lineage: Eukaryota; Metazoa; Chordata; Mammalia; Artiodactyla; Delphinidae. Gene Ontology annotation, molecular function: signaling receptor binding.